ACAGAAUUUCGACGACCAAUUGAUCAAAUCAAAAUGUCUGCGUUCGAUAACGUGGUUGUAGGGAAGCUGAAGCUGAAAGGCAAAGCCUUGGACGUCAAAGGCGGUGCGAUUUCGAAGAAAAAGAAGAAGAAGAAACAGAGCGCAUUUUAUCACCAAUUGUCUGAGGCCUCCACAGGUGGAGAAGCAGUGACAGAUGAUGCUGAGAACGAAGGCGGCAUUGGCACGAUGCAGGCUGCUGCUUCUGCUUAUGGUCAUCUGACACCGGCGGAGAGGCGGUACCUCGAGCAGACAGAGAGGAUUCAACGCCAGAGGCUUUCCAAGAUUGCUCGAAAAUCGCACCGCGAUCGGGUUCAGGAAUUCAAUCAGUAUCUGGCUAAUCUGAGUGAGCAUUAUGACAUUCCUAAAGUAGGCCCUGGUUAACAACAGCAUCGUGUUCUUCAUUUUUGUCAAUCAGGUGGAUAUAAAACUUUGUUUCUUGGAAUUGUGUUCUAUUGCUUGGGCCUCGAGAAAGUGUUUAGUUUUUUCCGACCUAUUGCUUUAUGAGUUCAAACUCGUUGCCACUUUCUGUCAA
Molecule: messenger RNA, 571 nt
Organism: Malus domestica (apple)
Lineage: Eukaryota; Viridiplantae; Streptophyta; Magnoliopsida; Rosales; Rosaceae
Cellular component (GO): nucleolus
Source: RefSeq, a predicted model, not a curated record